This is a messenger RNA of Bacillus rossius redtenbacheri, 3011 nucleotides long. It is a transcript of the gene RanBPM, whose product is annotated as ran-binding protein 9. The transcript is spliced from 9 exons. The record is from RefSeq and is a predicted model, not a curated record. Bases 1 to 1869 code for a protein of 622 amino acids. NCBI's taxonomy places the organism in Eukaryota, Metazoa, Arthropoda, Insecta, Phasmatodea, Bacillidae. Gene Ontology annotation, molecular function: protein binding.
AUGACGUUUACUUGCAGCGUUCAAGAUAUUAAAAUGGCUGCCGUUAGCAAUGGGCGAAGUGCUACGGAUUCUCAAGUGGGUACACAAAAUGCAGUGUUUGAUAGAUUGAAAUUGUUAUAUCCGAUGGUAAAUGAAGAAGAAACACCGUUGCCAAGAUCGUGGAGUCCUAAAGAUAAAUAUAAUUACAUAGGGCUGUCACAAAAUAAUCUUCGAGUGCAUUAUAAAGGUCACGGCAAGACGCACAAAGACGCUGCAAGUGUGAGGGCAACCCACGCCAUACCUGCUGCUUGCGGGCUGUAUUAUUUUGAGGUCAAAAUUGUGAGCAAAGGACGAGAUGGUUAUAUGGGCAUUGGGCUGUCUGCCCAGGGGGUCAACAUGAACAGGUUGCCUGGUUGGGACAAACAUUCGUAUGGUUACCACGGUGAUGAUGGACACUCGUUUUGCUCAUCUGGGACAGGUCAGCCCUAUGGCCCCACUUUCACAACAGGCGAUGUUAUUGGUUGUGGAGUAAACCUCAUAGAAAAUACGUGUUUUUACACCAAAAACGGACAUAAUUUGGGUGUAGCAUUUACGGACCUGCCGCCCAACCUCUACCCAACGGUCGGCCUGCAGACCCCAGGGGAAAUAGUGGACGCCAACUUUGGCCAGUCUCCUUUCGUGUUCGACAUCGAGGACAUGAUGAAGGAGCUGCGCGCCCGCACUCAGACGACGAUCCACCAGCACCCCGUCCCGGACAACCAAGGGGAGUGGCAGGCAACCUUGCACAAGAUGGUUUCAACAUAUUUGGUCCAUCACGGCUACUGUGCCACAGCGGAAGCUUUUUCUCAAGUGACUGACCAGGCUUUCGAAGAAGACAUCACAUCCAUAAAGAACAGGCAAAGGAUCUUGAAACUGGUGUUGGCCGGCCGCAUGGGCGAGGCCAUCGAGAUGACGAGCAGCCUGUACCCGGGCCUCCUGGAGCGCAACCAGAACCUGCUGUUCCUCCUGAAGUGCCGGCAGUUCGUGGAGAUGGUGAACGGCUCGGACUCGGAGGUGUGCCCCCCCCGUUGCCCCCGCGGCCAGGGGCUGUUCUCCCCCGCCCACGCGCCGUCCGGCGGCACUCCCCCGCGACCCACCAGCCCCGCCGUGCAGACGUCCGUCAUCCAGUCGACCAAGAGCUACGCAUCAUCUCCCAACAACGCCAACAACGCCAACAACAACAACAACAGCAGCAGCAGCAGUCGCAGUCGCGGCUCUACCUCCGUGGAGGAGAACAACCUGGCCAACUCGGCGCUGAACGGCGGCGGCGAGGACCGCGGCGGCCAGGGGGCGGCCGUCAUCAGCCCGUUUUUUAAUCUCUACGAGGAGACGGACAUAGAGAUGGAGCUGCCCGACGAAGUGAACGGACACGUUGUGACGUCGGCGAACGGCUACCAGAACGGCAACAGCCACCCGGCAGACAAGGAAGAGUUGGAGGACACGGAAGAAAUGGAGACGGACUCGCCCGCCAGCCGGCGGCAGCUCUGCGGGGGCAGCAAGACGGCGGUGGAGCGCAUGCUGGAGUUUGGCCGUGAGCUCUACAACAUGAGCGUGCACCUGCGGCAGGAACAGGGCAAGAACGAAAACAACAAGAAAAUGCUACAGGAUGCCUUUAGUCUACUGGCCUACUCUAAUCCAUGGAGUAGUCCAGUUGGUUGGCAGCUGGAUCCAGUUCAGAGGGAAACUGUGUGUGCUGUCCUAAAUUCCACUAUACUCGAGUCGAAGAGGCAGCCGCGCCGGCCCCCGCUGGAGGUGGCCCUCGCGCACGCCAAGGAGCUGGUCCAGCUCAUGUCCCGCUCGGGCCUCGGCUCCUGUGCCUUCGCCAGCGUGGAGGACCUGCUGGGCCACUGAUCUCUCCCGCCGUCCGGCCCGGCCGGACACCCCGUCUGCUGAAGAGUGCACUUCCCCGCCCUCCCGGCGCGUCCCGGGACAGGGGCGGCUUCCCCUCUUAGUGGUCACGCCAAGUGUGAGCGGUGGUUAGUUCGCGGGCACGUCCUCGAUGCGGUCUCCGUCUUCAUCUAUCUCUCUCUCUGUAUCUCCUCGUGAACCUGAAUUUUUACCUUGUGUAUCGUGGUAUUGAUUGAUUUUUUUCAAGUAAUAUAAGUUAUUGUUUUAACUAAAAAAAAAAUUUUUUUCUCCUGUUCAUGGUUGCCUAAUUGUGCAUUCAAGAGACCGUGACUCUUUAAUGUUUCCACAGGCAUUGUGAUAGUUGCAUAUUACCCUAUUUUUUUUUCUAACGUUAAAGAGAAUUAAAGUUGUUUGUAUUAAUUUUUGUUUGCAUACAAUUUAUUACAUAUUUAAUGUUGUUGAAAAAAUAAAGAUGCUGUUUUUAACUUCUUCCCGUGAUUAUUUUGCUUUUAUUCCGAUUUUUACGUCCCAGUCUUUUUUUUCUUUCUGAUGUCUGCGUAUGCAAAAAUAUUUUCCUGGAGUAAAAAUUUUACUUGGUAUUUUCUACAUACCUGGUUGUUUGAAGAGGAUGCUGGGAUAAAUGUUAGCACCGUUCGUGAACGACAGUGAGUGGAGUCAUAACAGUUAAAAGCAUUGUUUUGUAGCCAUUAACAAUCGUUAAUAGUCAUGCAUGCUAUUGGUCGUUACUUGAAUGUUCUUGUACCUGAUGAUGUAAUACUGCACCAUCAUAAGCGUUCAACUCUCAUUAAAACCACUUGAUAUUUGACCAUUACUGUGAAGUUUAUAAAUACUGUAUUAUCUGUCUGUACAGCUAAUGAUACAUUAAAUCUUUACAUAGUUUCUAUAGUACAUAUAACUAUUGAUGGUUGCUAGACUUUUAAUUUAUGUUGAAAACAAAAAAAAAAUCUUGUGUUCAAGUUGUGUAGGAAAGGAAAUGAAUAUUCUAGUUUAGCUUGUUACAGUGGGGUCAUGAUUAAAUACUUUGUUGCUUGAUGUCUCGUGUAAACUUACUAGCAUUGAUUGACCCAACAUGGAACAUAUUUGUUGUGUAUAUUUAUUUUCUGAUUAAAGUUCUUUUAUAAUAA